This is a messenger RNA of Octopus bimaculoides (California two-spot octopus), 1445 nucleotides long. Its product is annotated as S-methyl-5'-thioadenosine phosphorylase. Lineage: Eukaryota; Metazoa; Mollusca; Cephalopoda; Octopoda; Octopodidae. Gene Ontology annotation, cellular component: cytosol. Gene Ontology annotation, molecular function: S-methyl-5-thioadenosine phosphorylase activity. Gene Ontology annotation, biological process: nucleoside metabolic process. The record is from RefSeq and is a predicted model, not a curated record.
AUGAGUCAUUUUGUAUAUUAUGUCAUAGUCACUUACGCACGUUUCGAUCCAGCCAGUAGUUUGGCCGAUCUCUUCAGAGUGUUGAAGGGUAUAUUCGAAGUUUGUGGUGUGCGAAAUGUAGAAAUAGGAAUUAUCUGUGGUAGUGGCUUACAAGAGUUGGAUUUUUUAAAGGAUAAGUAUGAAAAAGAUGUGACUACACCUUUUGGGAAGCCGUCCCAAACACUGACGUGUGGAACUGUUGAAGAUGUCCAGUGUGUUAUUUUGUCCAGGCAUGGGGCCAAGCAUACCAUCAUGCCAACUUUGGUAAACUACCGAGCUAACAUCCAUGCCUUGAAAGAAGAAGGUUGCACACACAUCUUGGCCACGACAGCCUGUGGUUCAUUACAAGAAUCUAUUUCACCUGGGGACAUUGUUGUUCUGGACCAGUUCAUUGACAGGACCACCAAGCGAUGCCCAACCUUCUUCGAUGGCUCUGACAUUGCUCCAAAAGGAAUAUGUCAUUUAGAAAUGCAUACACCAUUUUCACCAAAACUAGCAAAGCUUCUGCAUGAUACGUCAACAAAACUGGGUUACAAGACACAUCCUACUGGCACUGUGGUGACAAUUGAAGGGCCAAGAUUCUCAACUAGAGCUGAAAGUAAAAUGUUCCGAACUUGGGGAGGUCAUAUUAUCAAUAUGACAACAGUUCCGGAGGUGAUAUUGGCAAAGGAGUUGGCCAUGUGUUAUUCUAGCAUUGCUCUAGUCACUGACUAUGACAGUUGGAGAGAGAACGAAGAUGGUGUUUCAGUUGAUACUGUUCUGAAGACUUUCAAAGAAAAUGCUGUAAAAGCUGAAAACAUCCUCAAAUCUGUCAUCCCAGAGAUUGCCAAACAUAACUGGACAGAUGAAUUGCAACACAAUAAGGAGAUCCUGACUGGUUCCAUUCUUUCUUACACCUGAAUAAAUGCUGCUUGUGUAAUCCUAAGUUUGAAAGUAAAUUCUUUCCUCAUUUGCAAAAGUAAUCACUCCAACAUUACUACUUUUUUUUAGUCUUUAAUCAAAAAGUGCAAUCUCACGGUUGCACUAUAUUUCUUACCAAAUCCUUUGUGCAACAUUAACUUCCUGUAAUCUCUCUUCCCACUCAAUGCUGGGCCCACAUUCUACUGUAAGAACCAUAACAACAGGGGAAACAAAAGGUUUAUAUUCAAAACACCUAUGUCAUUUCUUACCGGAGUUCUAGUUUUUUUUUUCUCCACACUGAAGAAUAUUAAGAUUUUACUAAAAAAAAAAAUACAAAUUUUGUUUUUUUUUUAAUUUUUGAUAGUCUGAAAGCAUAAAGGUAAAAAAAUAUUUACUGUUCAUUUCAAACUUCCAAUGCAAAUGUUAUCCAAUUAUUGUUAAUUAUAUAAGCUAAAAUUAAAUUUUUAUUUUCAAUAAAAGAGCUAAAUGCUUUUUUUUUUAGUAUA